Messenger RNA from Salvelinus fontinalis (brook trout), 8787 nucleotides. Its product is annotated as potassium voltage-gated channel subfamily A member 3. Gene Ontology annotation, molecular function: delayed rectifier potassium channel activity; protein binding. The transcript has 3 exons. Gene Ontology annotation, cellular component: voltage-gated potassium channel complex; membrane. The record is from RefSeq and is a predicted model, not a curated record. NCBI's taxonomy places the organism in Eukaryota, Metazoa, Chordata, Actinopteri, Salmoniformes, Salmonidae. Bases 191 to 1846 code for a protein of 551 amino acids. Gene Ontology annotation, biological process: protein homooligomerization; potassium ion transmembrane transport.
AGCUCUCGCACCGUGGGAGGGAACACCAAUUGGAGAGAGUCAGACGGAGUGAGGAGAGCAGACAGACAGGGAGAGAGAGAGAGGAGACGGAGGAGGGGAAGCCGUGGUGGUGGCAGGCUAACAGGGGCUCGCGGAGGGGGAACAGCUGGUGCCCCUGCAUGUGUCUCCGUCCGUCUAUCUCGGCACGCACAUGGACGACCACCACAGUCUCCUUCAAUCCCCACCGCCUUCCAUUACCAAGACCCACCAGGACCACCCCGACCUCCGAGAUCGCGACACCCUCGUAAACCACGGAUACACAGAGACGGACAUCGAUGUGAUGACGGUGGUGGCGUGCGGCGGAGACAACAUGUUGGAGGAGUUGGUGACACUACCAGGUCACCACUCUCUGGACCGGUACGAACGGAACCAACCGGACCAUGAGUGCUGCGAGCGCGUGGUCGUCAACAUCUCUGGGCUGCGCUUCGAGACGCAGCUGAAGACCCUCUCCCAGUUCCCUGAGACCCUGCUGGGGGACCCCAAGAAGAGGAUGAGGUACUUUGACCCUCUGAGGAACGAGUAUUUCUUUGACAGGAACCGGCCCAGCUUCGACGCCAUCCUCUACUACUACCAGUCGGGCGGGCGUAUCAGGAGACCCGUCAACGUGCCCAUAGACAUCUUCUCUGAGGAGAUCCGCUUCUACGAGCUGGGAGAGGAGGCCAUGGAGAAGUUCAGAGAGGAUGAGGGUUUUAUUAAGGAAGAGGAGAGACCACUACCCGACAACGAGCUGCAGAGACAGGUGUGGUUGCUGUUUGAGUACCCUGAGAGCAGUGGUCCGGCGCGGGGGAUAGCCAUCGUCUCCGUCCUCGUCAUCCUCAUCUCCAUCGUCAUCUUCUGCCUGGAGACGUUACCGGAGUUCAGGGACGACCACAAGGUGCCGGUGGCUUCCGUUAUUAACGGCACCGAGCCGAUUUUCUCCUCUCCGUUCUCCGACCCGUUCUUCGUGGUGGAGACGCUGUGCAUCAUCUGGUUCUCCUUUGAGCUGCUGGUCCGGUUCUUCGCCUGUCCCUCCAAGGCCACCUUCUCUAAGAACAUCAUGAACAUUAUAGAUAUUGUUGCUAUCAUACCCUACUUCAUUACGCUGGGCACGGAGCUUGCGGAGCAGCAGGGGAACGGGCAGCAGGCCAUGUCCCUCGCCAUCCUCAGGGUCAUCCGUCUGGUCAGGGUGUUCAGGAUCUUCAAGCUGUCCAGACACUCCAAGGGGCUCCAGAUCCUGGGCCAGACCCUGAAGGCCAGCAUGCGGGAGCUGGGCCUGCUCAUCUUCUUCCUCUUCAUCGGAGUCAUCCUCUUCUCCAGUGCCGUCUACUUCGCCGAGGCUGACGACCCAGACUCCAGCUUUAGCUCCAUCCCUGAUGCCUUCUGGUGGGCCGUGGUCACCAUGACUACUGUCGGCUAUGGAGACAUGCACCCGAUAACCAUCGGCGGGAAGAUCGUGGGCUCUCUCUGCGCUAUCGCUGGGGUGUUGACCAUCGCCCUGCCCGUCCCCGUCAUCGUGUCCAACUUCAACUACUUCUACCACCGGGAGACGGAGGGCGAGGAGCAAGCGCAGUACCUCCACGUGGGCAGCUGUCAGCCGCUGGCGGCCGAGACGGAGGAGGAUGGGGAGAUGAGGAAGAGGAGCAGCUCUACAUCGCUGAGUAAGAGUGAGUACCUGGUGAUAGAGGAAAACAGAGGAUUGAACAGCAGCACCUUCAAACAGCAGCAGAACUUCCCCACGGCAACCACAGCUACCACGACGACAACCGUGACACAAAACAACACGGUGAACAGUGUCAGCAUCAACAAGAAGAUAUUCACUGACGUGUAGUCUAUGGGCAUCAUAACGGACUCAUGGAUUAAUGUAUGUAGUGCUUUAACAGAUGUGGUUGAAUGAGGAGAGACUCAUCACCACCAUGAAUCUCUAGCCCCCAUAUGUAAUGGGAAUAUAUACACUACAUGACCAAAAGUAUGUGGACACCUGCAUGUCCAACAUAUCAUCCAAAAAUCAUGGGGAUUAAAUAUGGAUUUGGUCCCCCGAUUUGCUGCUAUAACAGCCUCCACUCUUCUGGGAAGGCUUUCCACUAGAUGUUGGAACAUUGCUGCUAUAACAGCCUCCACUCUUCUGGGAAGGCUUUCCACUAGAUGUUGGAACAUUGCCGCUGUAACAGCCUCCACUCUUCUGGGAAGGCUUUCCACUAGAUGUUGGAACAUUGCUGCUAUAACAGCCUCCACUCUUCUGGGAAGGCUUUCCACUAGAUGUUGGAACAUUGCUGCUAUAACAGCCUCCACUCUUCUGGGAAGGCUUUCCACUAGAUGUUGGAACAUUGCCGCUGUAACAGCCUCCACUCUUCUGGGAAGGCUUUCCACUAGAUGUUGGAACAUUGCUGCUGUAACAGCCUCCACUCUUCUGGGAAGGCUUUCCACUAGAUGUUGGAACAUUGCUGCUGUAACAGCUUCCACUCUUCUGGGAAGGCUUUCCACUAGAUGUUGGAACAUUGCUGCUAUAACAGCCUCCACUCUUCUGGGAAGGCUUUCCACUAGAUGUUGGAACAUUGCUGCUAUAACAGCCUCUACUCUUCUGGGAAGGCUUUCCCCUAGAUGUUGGAACAUUGCUGCGGGGACUUGCUUCCAUUCAGCCACAAGAGCAUUAGUGAGGUCGGGCACUGAUGUUGGGCGAUUAGGCCUGGCUCACAGUCGGCGUUCCAAUUCAUCCCGAAGGUCCCGAAGGUGUUCGAUGGGGUUGAGGACAGUGCUCUGUGCAGGCCAGUCAAGUUCUUCCACACCGAUCAAGACAAACCAUUUCCUUAUGGAACUUGCUACGUGCAUGUGGGCAUUGUCAUGCUGAAACAGGAAAUAGCCUUCCCCAAACUGUUGCCACAAAUUUAGAAGCAUAGAAUUGUCGAGAAUGUAAUUUUAUGUUGUAGCGUUAAGACUUCCCUUCACUGGAAUGAAUGGGUUUAGUUCAGAGGCAGUUUGGAACUCGGAGUGUUGCGCCCGAGGACAGACAACUAUUACACGCUACGUAGUUCAGCACUCGGCGGUCCCGUUCUGUGAGCUUGUGUGGCCUACCACUUCGCGGCUGAGCCGUUGUUGCUCCUAGACUUUUUCACUUCACAAUAACAGCACUUACAGUUGACUGGGGCAGCUCUAACAGUUGAUGGGGCAGCACUUACAGUUGACCAGGGCAGCUCUAGCAGGGCAGACAUGUGACGAACUGACUUGUUGGAAAGGUGGCAUCCUAUGACAGUGCCACGUUGAAAGUCACUGAGCUCUUCAGUAAGGAGAUUCUACUGCCAAUGUUUGUCCGUGGAGAUUGCAUGGCUGUGUGCUCGAUUUUAUACACCUGUCAGCAAGGGGUGUGGUUAAAAUAGCCGAAUCCACUAAUUUGAACGGGUGUCCACAUACUAUUAUAUAUAUAGUGUAUAAUGGUGAUAUGGACAUUGCACAGGGUUGUACUCUGUUACAACACAGCAGUCUGUGUCUGGAUGAAGAAGGAGAGACAUAGAGACAUAUAAAACACCAGAGAGUCUUCAGCUGAUUCUAAUAUGUGAGUGGCGUGUAUUCAGGAUUAAAGUGAUCCUACAUCAGAUUUUUAAACAGUCACCACUAUCCGGCCUCCACCCGGUACCCUGCCCUGAACCUUAGUUACUGUUACUAGCCGGCCUCCACCCAGUACCCUGCCCUGAACCUUAGUUACUGUUACUAGCCUCCUCCCAGUACCCUGCCCUGAACCUUAGUUACUGUUACUAGACGGCCUCCACCCAGUACCCUGCCCUGAACCUUAGUUACUGUUACUAGCCGGCCUCCACCCAGUACCCUGCCCUGAACCUUAGUUACUGUUACUAGCCAGCCUCCACCCAGUACCCUGCCCUGAACCUUAGUUACUGUUACUAGCCAGCCUCCACCCAGUACCCUGACCUGAACCUUAGUUACUGUUACUAGCCGGCAUCCACCCAGUACCCUGCCCUGAACCUUAGUUACUGUUACUAGCCAGCCUCCACCCGGUACUCUACCCUAAACCUUAGUCACUGUUACUAGCCGGCCUCCACCCAGUACCCUGCACUGAAACUUAGUCACUGUUACUAGCCGUCCUCCACCCAGUACCCUGCCCUGAACCUUAGUUACUGUUACUAGCCGUCCUCCACCCAUUACCCUGCCCUGAACGUUAGUUACUGUUACUAGCCUCCACUCAGUACCCUGCCCUGAACCUUAGUCACUGUUACUAGCCGGCCUCCACCCAGUACCCUGCCCUGAACCUUAGUCACUACUAGACGGCCUCCACCCAGUACCCUGCCCUGAACCUUAGUUACUGUUACUAGCCGGCCUCCACCCAGUACCCUGCCCUGAACCUUAGUUACUGUUACUAGCCGGCCUCCACCCAUUACCCUGCCCUGAACGUUAGUUACUGUUACUAGCCUCCUCCCAGUACCCUGCCCUGAACCUUAGUUACUGUUACUAGCCGGCCUCCACCCAGUACCCUGCCCUGAACCUUAGUUACUGUUACUAGCCGGCCUCCACCCAGUACCCUGCACUGCACCUUAGUUACCACUAUCCAGCCUCCACUCAGUACCCUGCCCUGAACCUUAGUUACUGUUACUAGCCGGCCUCCACCCAGUACCCUGCCAUUAACCUUAGUUACCACUAUCCAGCCUCCACUCAGUACCCUGCACUGCACCUUAGUUACCACUAUCCAGCCUCCACUCAGUACCCUGCCCUGAACCUUAGUUACUGUUACUAGCCGGCCUCCACCCAGUACCCUGCCCUGAACCUUAGUUACUGUUACUAGCCGGCCUCCACCCAGUACCCUGCCCUGAACCUUAGUUACUGUUACUAGCCAGCCUCCACCCAGUACCCUGCACUGAACCUUAGUUACUGUUACUAGCCGGCCUCCACCCAGUACCCUGCCCUGAACCUUAGUUACUGUUACUAGCCGGCCUCCACCCAGUACCCUGCCCUGAACCUUAGUUACUGUUACUAGCCGGCCUCCACCCAGUACCCUGCCCUGAACCUUAGUUACUGUUACUAGCCGGCCUCCACCCAGUACCCUGCCCUGAAUCUUAGUUACUGUUACUAGCCGGCCUCCACCCAGUACCCUGCACUGAACCUUAGUUACUGUUACUAGCCGGCCUCCACCCAGUAACCCUGCCCUUAACCUUAGUUACUGUUACUAGCCGGCCUCCACCCAGUACCCUACACUGCACCUUAGUUACCACUAUCCAGCCUCCACUCAGUACCCUGCACUGCACCUUAGUUACCACUAUCCAGCCUCCACUCAGUACCCUGCCCUGAACCUUAGUUACUGUUACUAGCCAGCCUCCACCCAGUACCCUGCACUGCACCUUAGUUACCACUAUCCAGCCUCCACUCAGUACCCUGCCCUGAACCUUAGUUACUGUUACUAGCCGGCCUCCACCCAGUACCCUGCCCUGAACCUUAGUUACUGUUACUAGCCGGCCUCCACCCAGUACCCUGCCCUGAACCUUAGUUACUGUUACUAGCCGGCCUCCACCCAGUACCCUGCCCUUAACCUUAGUUACUGUUACUAGCCAGCCUCCACCCAGUACCCUGCAAUGCACCUUAGUUACCACUAUCGGUCCUCCACUCAGUACCCUGCCCUGAACCUUAGCGCCUCCUGCUCUGUGUACAUAGAUCUGUCGAACACUGGUCACUUUAUUAAUGUUUUCAUACUGUUUUACACUAUGUGUACAUACUGUAUUCUAGUCAUGGUUCAUCCUAUAUAACUAAUGUCUAUACUGUCUAUACACACCAUCCUAUAUAACUACUGUCUAUACACACCAUCCUAUAUAACUACUGUCUAUACUGUCUAUACACACCAUCCUAUAUAACUACUGUCUAUACACACCAUCCUAUAUAACUACUGUCUAUACUGUCUAUACACACCAUCCUAUAUAACUACUGUCUAUACUGUCUAUACACCCCAUCCUAUAUAACUACUGUCUAUACACACCAUCCUAUAUAACUACUGUCUAUACUGUCUAUACACACCAUCCUAUAUAACUACUGUCUAUACUGUCUAUACACACCAUCCUAUAUAACUACUGUCUAUACUGUCUAUACACCCCAUCCUAUAUAACUACUGUCUAUACACACCAUCCUAUAUAACUACUGUCUAUACACACCAUCCUAUAUAACUACUGUCUAUACUGUCUAUACACACCAUCCUAUAUAACUACUGUCUAUACACACCAUCCUAUAUAACUACUGUCUAUACUGUCUAUACACACCAUCCUAUAUAACUACUGUCUAUACUGUCUAUUCACACUAUCCUAUAUAACUACUGUCUAUACUGUCUAUACACACCAUCCUAUAUAACUACUGUCUAUACACACCAUCCUAUAUAACUACUGUCUAUACUGUCUAUACACACCAUCCUAUAUAACUACUGUCUAUACACACCAUCCUAUAUAACUACUGUCUAUACUGUCUAUACACACCAUCCUAUAUAACUACUGUCUAUACACACCAUCCUAUAUAACUACUGUCUAUACACACCAUCCUAUAUAACUACUGUCUAUACUAUCUAUACACACCAUCCUAUAUAACUACUGUCUAUACUGUCUAUACACACCAUCCUAUAUAACUACUGUCUAUACACACCAUCCUAUAUAACUACUGUCUAUACUGUCUAUACACACCAUCCUAUAUAACUACUGUCUAUACACACCAUCCUGUAUAACUACUGUCUAUACUGUCUAUACACACCAUCCUAUAUAACUACUGUCUAUACACACCAUCCUAUAUAACUACUGUCUAUACACACCAUCCUAUAUAACUACUGUCUAUACACCCCAUCCUAUAUAACUAUUGUCUAUACACACCAUCCUAUAUAACUACUGUCUAUACACACCAUCCUAUAUAACUACUGUCUAUACACACCAUCCUAUAUAACUACUGUCUAUACUGUCUAUACACACCAUCCUGUAUAACUACUGUCUAUACACACCAUCCUAUAUAACUACUGUCUAUACACACCAUCCUAUAUAACUACUGUCUAUACUGUCUAUACACACCAUCCUGUAUAACUACUGUCUAUACACACCAUCCUGUAUAACUACUGUCUAUACACACCAUCCUAUAUAACUACUGUCUAUACUGUCUAUACACACCAUCCUAUAUAACUACUGUCUAUACACACCAUCCUAUAUAACUAUUGUCUAUACACACCAUCCUAUAUAACUACUGUCUAUACACACCAUCCUAUAUAACUACUGUCUAUACACACCAUCCUAUAUAACUACUGUCUAUACUGUCUAUACACACCAUCCUGUAUAACUACUGUCUAUACACACCAUCCUAUAUAACUACUGUCUAUACACACCAUCCUAUAUAACUGCUGUCUAUACACACCAUCCUAUAUAACUACUGUCUAUACUGUCUAUACACACCAUCCUAUAUAACUACUGUCUAUACACACCAUCCUAUAUAACUACUGUCUAUACUGUCUAUACACACCAUCCUAUAUAACUACUGUCUAUACUGUCUAUACACACCAUCCUAUAUAACUACUGUCUAUACUGUCUAUACACACCAUCCUAUAUAACUACUGUCGAUACACACCAUCCUAUAUAACUACUGUCUAUACUGUCUAUACACACCAUCCUAUAUAACUACUGUCUAUACUGUCUAUACACACCAUCCUAUAUAACUACUGUCUAUACACACCAUCCUAUAUAACUACUGUCUAUACACACCAUCCUAUAUAACUACUGUCUAUACACACCAUCCUAUAUAACUACUGUCUAUACUGUCUAUACACACCAUCCUAUAUAACUACUGUCUAUACUGUCUAUACACACCAUCCUAUAUAACUACUGUCUAUACACACCGUCCUAUAUAACUACUGUCUAUACUGUCUAUACACACCAUCCUAUAUAACUACUGUCUAUACACACCAUCCUAUAUAACUACUGUCUAUACACACCAUCCUAUAUAACUACUGUCUAUACACACCAUCCUAUAUAACUACUGUCUAUACACACCAUCCUAUAUAACUACUGUCUAUACUGUCUAUACACACCAUCCUAUAUAACUACUGUCUAUACACACCAUCCUAUAUAACUACUGUCUAUACACACCAUCCUAUAUAACUACUGUCUAUACACACCAUCCUAUAUAACUACUGUCUAUACACACCAUCCUCUAUAACUACUGUCUAUACACACCAUCCUAUAUAACUACUGUCUAUACUGUCUAUACACACCAUCCUAUAUAACUGCUGUCUAUACACACCAUCCUAUAUAACUACUGUCUAUACACACCAUCCUAUAUAACUACUGUCUAUACUGUCUAUACACACCAUCCUAUAUAACUACUGUCUAUACUGUCUAUACACACCAUCCUAUAUAACUACUGUCUAUACACACCAUCCUAUAUAACUACUGUCUAUACUGUCUAUACACACCAUCCUAUAUAACUACUGUCUAUACUGUCUAUACACACCAUCCUGUAUAACUACUGUCUAUACACACCAUCCUAUAUAACUACUGUCUAUACACACCAUCCUAUAUAACUACUGUCUAUACUGUCUAUACACACCAUCCUAUAUAACUACUGUCUAUACUGUCUAUACACACCAUCCUAUAUAUAUUUAUAUUCUGUGCUCUGACAUUGCUCGUUCUGGUAUUUCUUAAUAUAUUUCUUUAAAUUGUGUAGAUGAUGUGUGUUUUGUAUUACUGUUGAAGGUAGAAACACAUUUCGCUGCCCCUGAUAUGACAUGUACCAAUAAACAUCACUUUGAUUUCAAAGGUU